Molecule: messenger RNA, 3026 nt
Organism: Ficedula albicollis (Collared flycatcher)
Lineage: Eukaryota; Metazoa; Chordata; Aves; Passeriformes; Muscicapidae
Gene: DNAI7
Product: cancer susceptibility candidate 1
Exons: 16
Coding region: 652-2772 (706 amino acids)
Cellular component (GO): axoneme
Molecular function (GO): beta-tubulin binding; microtubule binding
Source: RefSeq, a predicted model, not a curated record
GAACGGCGUCCUGAGGGACCGCGACACGGGAUCGGCGUCCUGAGGGACAGGGACACGGGAUCGGCAGCCUGAGGGACAGGGACACGGGAACGGCGUCCUGAGGGACACGGGAACGGCGUCCUGAGGGACCGGGACACGGGAACGGCGUCCUGAGGGACACGGGAACGGCGUCCUGAGGGACCGGGACACGGGAACGGCGUCCUGAGGGACACGGGAACGGCGUCCUGAGGGACCGGGACACGGGAACGGCGUCCUGAGGGACACGGGAACGGCGUCCUGAGGGACCGGGACACGGGAACGGCGUCCUGAGGGACACGGGAACGGCGUCCUGAGGGACCGGGACACGGGAACGGCGUCCUGAGGGACACGGGAACGGCGUCCUGAGGGACCGGGACACGGGAACGGCGUCCUGAGGGACACGGGAACGGCGUCCUGAGGGACCGGGACACGGGAACGGCGUCCUGAGGGACACGGGAACGGCGUCCUGAGGGACCGGGACACGGGAACGGCGUCCUGAGGGACACGGGAACGGCGUCCUGAGGGACCGGGACACGGGAACGGCGUCCUGAGGGACACGGGAUCGGCAGCCUGAGGGACAGGGACACGGGAUCGGGAUCGGCAUCCUGAGGGACACCGGCACCGCCACGGGACAUGGGUCCGAAACCGAAAAAAAAGUCCGAUGGCAAAAGUGCAAAAUCGAAGAAAGCCCGGGAAAAGAAGCUUAGAGCUGAGGCCCUAUUACAAGCUGAAAGAGAAGAAGCAGAAAGGCUUGAAAGGGAGAGACUACGUCAAGAGCACUUGACAAAUCUUGAGGCUAAGUAUCAAGGGGAGAAGGAGUCUGAACUAGCAAAACUUAAGUCACUGGAAAAGAAGUUUCUUUAUGCACUGCAGUGGAAAAUGGAUUGCAGAGAACAAGCCAAGUGGGAGCAUUACCUCAGCUGUGAUGGGACUCCUGACCCCACCAUACCUCAGGAAAUCAACACUUUCAUGAGCUUGUGGCAUGAUAACCAAGAUGAGGAUGUUCAGCUUGUGAUGGAGAAGGAGAAAGUGGUCCUAAAUUUGAUUGAGAAGUUGGAGUCUCUUCUAUUGGAGACAUCACCAGAUGAGAUCACAGAAAAACUACGAGAGCAGUACCAGGAAUUUAUUCUGCAAUUGCAGGAUCUGCUUCGUAAGAAAUACAAUGAGGCUACACAGAACCUGCUCAAAACAGCUAAUAUGUAUGAAGAUUCUGAAACUGGGAAUAUGCACACAGCCAUAAAGGAUGAAAAUAGUACUUUCUGUAUUUGGGUCAAUCUGAAGAAGAAAGCAAGGUUCAAGAGCCACGUGUUCCAGGAGGCAGGGCAUGGCUUUGACCUGCCCAAGUCGCUGGCUCUGAGCAGCGUGGCCAUUCGCGUGCUGCACACCCGCUACGACCACGUGUCUCCCCUCUGGGUGCAGUGCCAAGGGCUGCCAAGGCAGGAGGCCUCAGACAGCCAGGAGUUAGCUGGGCAUCCAAAAGAUACUGGGCAAGAACCAGGAGCAGAGGAGGAAGAAGGCAGGGAGGAGCCCAGCUUGUCUACUGCAGAGGAAACAUCAUCCAGUGUGAGAGAGGAGAGUGCUGCCUUACUGAAAGAAAAGAGCAAUAACACAGAUGAUGCAAAAGAGACAGGGGAGGAAACUGAGAAGAAUUCAGACAUUUUGGAUGUGCCAUCACAAGGAGAGGAAGCUCUGCUGCAGGAGGAGGCAGGAGGCAGAGAAGAGGCACCAAGGGCUGUUGAUCUGCAGCAGCUGGUGCCCGUGGGGGGUGUGUACCACAUCGAUGCCCUGCAGCUGCCGCCCCAGCCCCAGGACGUCGGGGACUGGAGCGUGGUGGAGCUGCUGGACGUUGGAUUGGAGGUGUAUCCUUAUUCCCCAGGAGAGGCUGAAGAUGGCACACAGGAAGCAGUACAGAUAACCCUGAGGCUUCCUGAUAAUGUGAUUUAUUUUCAAGUGCCUGUGGUAGCCAGAUGGGAGCCUGCAGGCCAGCAGUGGAGAACUGAUGGCAUCAGCAACAUAACCUAUGAAGCAGAAGAAAAGAGCAUCUCCUUUCAGAUGGGUGCCUUUUAUCCAGUAGCCCUUCUCCAGGAUGCUCACCUGAACCUGCCCUAUCAGGCCUGGGAAUUGCACCCUACUGGUGUGGAUGAAGGACUCUUCACAGUUACUGCAGCCUUUGCAACCAUCCAGAUACAAAUUAAGGAUGAUCAGUGUAUGUUGUCUUCAGUAGUGGUGGAAGAAGAAAAGGUGCUUUCCCACAUCACAGGAAAAUGGAUGAGUCCUUUUGCCCUCAGAGAAACUUUGAAAAGAGCUGGAGUGAACAUUUUCCCAGCAGAGUACUCUCCUGAGUACGUGCCUGUGCCCAGGAAGGCUGCCCUGACAGAAGUGAAGGCCUAUGACCAGAUGGCUCUGAUGGCAGCUGCCUUUGCUUUUGCUCACAGCAAGUGGAAUGGAGAAGCAGGGCCAGAGCGAGUUGUGUUCAAGGUAAGUGAACAUCUUACAGCAGGCUCUGCCAAAGACAACAACUGGUCUCUUUAUAUGUUCAGUGGUGAGAAAGUACAAAACCUCAAGCUCACUGAAACCAGUGAAGCUUUUUCAGAAGAGCUGGAAGAAGAGUCUGAAUUUCACUCCACACUCCACCAUAUGCUCAAGGAUACUGCCAGCAACAAAGCCAUGGAUAAAGUGGAAAGAGCUGGCUUCCUGUUUAUUGAUUCUGUCUAUCAGCUGCUCCAUGCCACCAGAGUUUUAGCAUACUCUUAGAUACUGCAUGCUUUCCUUUAAAACUUUAUUAUCAAAAGUUUUCAAUAAAGUUAAGAUCCGAAAUGUAAAUCCUUUUCUAUUCAAAUCAUUGAAACAGGAUCUAAAAUGCAAACAUUUUAACUUUGCUCAAGCAAAAUAAAUGCUUUGUUCAAUUGUGAUUAGACCACCUAGACAUGUUUUGUAGAACAAAAUUGCUGUUCUAUUGUAAACCUCAAUAGAACCGAGACCCUUUUAGCUACUUUUAAAGAUUACUU